CGGGGCGGCCGGGCGGCGGUGGAGGGGGCGGGGAGCCCGGGCCGCCAGCGCUGGCUCGGGGUCCGCCUCUGACUGCAGCGGCGGCGGCGGCGGUGGCGGCGGUGGCUCCGGCUCGCGGGGCUCGGCUCAGCUGGCUUGCACGGCGGGGCGAUGUGUGAGUGCCAUGGCGAGGAGUCUCUGUGCGGGGGCCUGGCUCAGGAAGCCCUACUACCUCCAGGCUCGCUUUUCAUACAUGCGGAUGAAAUACCUUUUCUUCUCCUGGCUGGCAGUCUUCAUUGGCAGCUGGAUUAUCUACGGCCAGUACUCCACUUACACAGAGCUGUGCAGAGGGCAGGACUGUAAGAAAAUAAUAUGUGAUAAAUAUAAGACUGGAGUCAUUGAUGGACCUGCAUGUAGUAGCCUUUGUGCAAAAGAAACACUUUAUUUUGGAAAAUGCUUAUCAACUAAACCUAACAACCAGAUGUAUCUAGGAGUCUGGGGCAAUCUGCAAGGCGUUGUGAAGUGCCAGAUGGAACAAGCCCCUCACCUGGAUUUUGGAACAGAGUUAGAGCCAAGGAAAGAAGUGGUCUUAUUUGAGAAGCCAACUCGGGGAACUACAGUGCAGAAAUUCAAAGAAAUGGUGUAUAGUCUCUUUAAGGCCAAGUUGGGGGACCAGGGAAACCUCUCUGAGCUCGUCAACCUCAUCCUCUCGGUGGCUGACGGCAACAAAGAUGGCCGCGUCUCCCUGCCAGAAGCCAAGUCCGCUUGGGCUCUUCUUCAGCUUAACGAGUUUCUGCUCAUGGUCAUUCUCCAAGACAAAGAACACACGCCCAAACUGAUGGGCUUCUGCGGCGACCUCUAUAUGAUGGAGAGAGUCGAGUAUACCUCCCUCUAUGGAAUAAGCCUGCCGUGGGUGGUUGAACUCUUCAUCCCCUCGGGCUUCCGGAGAAGCAUGGAUCAGUUGUUCACCCCGUCGUGGCCGAGGAAGGCGAAGAUAGCCAUAGGACUUCUGGAGUUCGUAGAGGACGUUUUCCACGGCCCCUACGGGAACUUCCUCAUGUGCGACACGAGUGCCAAAAACUUGGGCUACAACGCGAAAUAUGAUUUGAAAAUGGUGGACAUGAGAAAAAUUGUGCCCGAAAUGAAUCUCAGAGAGCUCAUCAAAGAUCGCCACUGUGAAACCGACCUGGACUGUGUUUAUGGUGCAGACUGUAGAACUAGCUGUGACCAGAGCAAGAUGAGGUGCACGUCAGAAGUGAUCCAGCCCAACCUGGCGAAGGCUUGCGGCUUGCUCAAAGACUACCUGCUGCGCGGGGCCCCCGGGGAAAUCCGGGAAGAGCUGGAGAAGCAGCUCCAGUCCUGCGUCGCUCUCACGGUCACAGCAAACCAGAUGGAGAUGGAGCAUUCCUUAAUAUUAAAUAACCUAAAGACACUCCUGUGGAAGAAAAUCUCUCAUACAAACGAUUCCUAGCCGAUUUGUCACACGGGGGGAACUUGCCACUGAAGUCAUUCUGACCAGUAAAAAAUGGCUCUUCCAACCUCUGCCCAACCCCAACCUUUCCCAUCAAGCCUCGGUGGGGUCCAGGCCCAGGCUCUCUCCCAGCUGGUGGAUGUCUCGGUUGUUUGGGAGAGCACGCAGACCCUUCUGUUUGUACAGUUUACAAAGAACUUUGACACGAAUUCUCACUUCAUUCCUAGGACAGUCCUGGGAGGGAUGCGGGGCAGGAUUAUUCCCAUUUUGUGGCUCAGGAGAAAAGGCGAGCUCUGCUUCCAAGUGGCAGCCAGGGCUCUUGCGCCUUCCUGGCUUCAGCUUCUAGGUCCAUGACCCCUUCACAGAGGCAGGCAAGUUCGGCCUUUGUACGUGAUCCGGUCAGAGACGUGUCUGCUUCUCAAACACGCCGAGCUGGUUCUUCACUCCUAAUGCUGUGAAAAUCCUCAUUCACAUGUGAACAUGUUGAUGAAAUGGUUUUUGCAAGGAAUUUUGUUAGCCAAGAGGCCACUGCUGGAAAACAUUGUGGUCGAAUCCAAGCUGCUGUUUUAAAAAUUAAUUUAACUUUCACAUAGUUUACUAAUAUUUCAGCAUGGCAGAAUUUGCACAUUAAUGGGAAAUUUCAAUUGCUAAGCAGAUAAAUUAAAUUCCUCUUUGGCAUAAA
Molecule: messenger RNA, 2132 nt
Organism: Monodelphis domestica (gray short-tailed opossum)
Lineage: Eukaryota; Metazoa; Chordata; Mammalia; Didelphimorphia; Didelphidae
Gene: DIPK1A
Product: divergent protein kinase domain 1A
Source: RefSeq, a predicted model, not a curated record